CCACGACAAACGUGUGUCAUUUGUAGCCUGUUCUUAAAUUUUGCCCCCACAAAACAGAAUAAAUGCCUCUUCAAAAUAAAGUGCCAUUUCUCUUCUUCUCUCCAGCUGAUGCUGGUGUCGGUACUGAGCUGCCUGUUUGAGUCCCUCAGUCAGAUCCUCAGGAAAAAUGUUGAGCGGAGGUGUUUACUGGACAACAUGGAGGGAGUGUUCCUGAUUGUGGACGAAAUCAUCGAUGGCGGGGUGAUUCUGGAGAGCGACCCCCAGCUGGUCCUACAGAAGGUCAACUACAGGGCGGAUGAAAACCCAUUGUCUGAACAAAGCGUGGCCCAGCACAUAACAGAGAAGCUGGCGCUGACCACUAACGUUCUGCAGUCAGCCAAGGAGCAGAUCAAAUGGUCCAUACUGAAAUGACUCGGACCAGACACAUUUAGGAUUGUCAAGAAAGCUUUAGUCCCAAAGAGUUUUAGUCCCAAAGGUUAUUGUUUUAUAGGAGAAGGCUUAAGGGAAUGUCGUUACGAGCCUGCCAUGCUGCUUCAUGUAGCAGUUAAGCAGCCGGUAAUCGGGUUAUCUUUCUUGUGUGAUGGCAUUUUGUUACAUUGUGUGUGACAUGUAAUUAAGUUAUUUGCUUUGGGAGCGAUGUCGGCUCAUAUUCAUGCAGGUUUCUUGUUUAACCGGCCAAAUGACAUCAGGGAACAGAAGGAGAUGUGGAGACUCGGGUCUCAAGUUAUUAAGCACCAAGCUAAUCAAUGAGAAUCCUGGACGCCUGAUUAGUGAUCACUGAUCUAUUGGUUGAGCAGGAUCUACUCAAAGCACUUCAUUUGGGAUGUAUUUCAGCUGUUUUGCAUAUUGCUGAUGUGUACAAUUUACACUGUUUUAUAAAUAAAGCCCCCCCCCUCCUCCAAAGCACUAAAAACUAAAAAAGUUACAUGAAAUGUUACAUAUGCUAAUCAUUUUUGAAUCAAUCUCAAGGAUAAUCUGGACAAUAAGAAUAGGCACGGAUUAUCAGAUACACACACACACACACGGUAUUUCUCAGUUUAAUUAAGUGUAUUGUUUGGACUGUGCUCCUUAAAUAACACAUUCAGCUGAUUAAAAAAGAACGUAACGAGUGUGAGAGGGAAUCUCACUGUCGGUAUAAACAACAUAUUAUCCUUUCAGUGGAAUUCUCUCAUGAAGUUAAAUUAAUAUUUGUACAUAUAAUUCAUCUUAAAGGGACCUUGACGAUUAUAAAAAAGAUUAUAUAUGGGAUAAUGUCUAUUUUCUGAGACUUCAAAAUGUUAAUAAAUAUUCAAUAUUUUCUUAGUUGAGAAGAAAAAAGAAGCCAAAGACAUUUUGUUACAUUUGGAUGUUGAAACCUUUUGUCUGAUGUUGUCUGUCUGUUUGUGACAUUUAAUGGAGAAUAAAAGAAUAAUUUAUUCUUUAUGUAUCGUUCUGUUGGUAGUGUUAACAUUUUUUUUUUAAAUUAAUUUAUGCUUAAUCCAAAACACUAAUGUCUAGAAUACAAUUUAUUGUCCCCUUUGUGCGCCCAUUAUCCAAUCAGGAGUCAGAUCUACGACCCUGAUGAAUAUCAAUGAGCUCUACACACGCAGCUCAAUGUCGUGGGCGUGGUCAGGGAUGUUAUUGGUAGAAACUAUGCGACGUCAGGAGACACGUGCCUGUACUCCCCCAGCCAAUGGUUCGUUCUGGUUUUCCUGCGGAGUAAUGUGAUUAGUUGGCUACAAAUAAAGAUUAUUAAGGAUCCGUUUGUCGAACUAAAUACCUCACUAUUAAUGCAUACAUUAUUUUGACUGACUCCGUAAUAAAAUAGAAGUAAGUCUCGAAAUAAUUCAUUUAAAAGACCUAUUGUUUCAAUUGUACAUUUCGAUAUUCUAACGGUAAAAAUGAAUAGUUCCAAUCAACCCAUUAACAGGUCAGCAGAUAGCGUUGAUUAAAGCCAGUGAGGCAGUCAAGGGAAUGGUUUAUGGAUGCAGGAUGUUUAUUCAUGAUGCCUGAUCACUUUCAUAGAAAUGUAUCGUUUGCUUUUACAGCAUGUGUGGUUUAUUUCUGAGGCAUGAGGCUCUUUAUUCCAUGUUCAGCGUGGAUGUGGGAAGUUUAAGCCUACACAUUUGGUAGAAAAAUAAGUAAUUAAUGAAUAAAGUAUACAGUUGUGUGAAAAAGUG
Molecule: messenger RNA, 2159 nt
Organism: Anarrhichthys ocellatus (wolf-eel)
Lineage: Eukaryota; Metazoa; Chordata; Actinopteri; Perciformes; Anarhichadidae
Product: coatomer subunit zeta-2-like
Exons: 6
Coding region: 109-411 (100 amino acids)
Biological process (GO): retrograde vesicle-mediated transport, Golgi to endoplasmic reticulum; intra-Golgi vesicle-mediated transport; intracellular protein transport
Cellular component (GO): COPI vesicle coat
Source: RefSeq, a predicted model, not a curated record